UUUUGACAUUUUCUGUUAUUGAACGGUCUACAUUUGUUUAUUUCGUGGAAGGAAGUUUGUUUAUCAGUGGGAAUACGGUCAGUUUCCUUUAAUAUCAUCCAAUGUCCGAAUACAGCGCUGUGAAAAGUAGCAAAUUAGUGCUCAAGGGUGAAAAUUCCAGUGGUUCCAAACGUAAACACAAAAAACACAAGAAGGAAAAAGACUCCAAACGAACCAGAGUUGAGGUUGAUGAGGACGCCCUGAAGCAUGGUGGCUGGUGGAAGGUGGCCAAAGUGACCGAGAUGACCGGCUCGGUGGCAAUUCAGUUCGGGAAGCGUGCGUUUGUCAAAGCGCUAGAUAAUGGUCUGUUCACACUGGGAGCCCCUCACGACGAGGGAGAUGGUCCAGAUCCGGAGGAAAUAUUUACUGCGGUGGCGAUAAACGAGGAGAAGGUGGCAUUCAAAUCCGGCUAUGGGAAAUAUUUGAAGGCGGAGAAGGACGGUGUGAUUACGGGCAGAUCGGAUGCAGUUUCGGCGGUGGAACAAUUCGAGCCGGUGUUUCAAAAUGGAAAAAUGGCUCUGCUGGCGGUAAACGGUUGCUUUAUCUCUGUCGACCCGGAAGACGACGCUGUGGUAGCGAUCAAGAAGAAGGUGGGGGAGAACGAGAUCUGCAUUAUCAGAAGUUGUGCCGUUCGGGAGCAGAAGAACACUAAGGAAGUGGCUGUCGAAGAAGAGGGCGAUUUAGAUCAAGUUGAGAUUAAUUAUGUAAAAAAGUUCCAGAAAUUCCAGGACAAAAAGUUGCGAGUUAACACAGAAGACAAGGCUACCUUGAAGAAAGCUAAGGUAGAAGGGGUUCUACAUGAAGCUUUACUCGAUCGACGGAGCAAGAUGAAGGCGGAUAGAUAUUGCAAAUAAAUCUCUGAUCGUCAUUAAAACCAAUAAACGUAGCGUAAAUGAUGUGACUUUA
This is a messenger RNA of Toxorhynchites rutilus septentrionalis, 945 nucleotides long. It is a transcript of the gene FRG1, whose product is annotated as protein FRG1 homolog. The coding region runs from base 102 to 893 and encodes 263 amino acids. Lineage: Eukaryota; Metazoa; Arthropoda; Insecta; Diptera; Culicidae. The transcript is spliced from 3 exons. Gene Ontology annotation, cellular component: catalytic step 2 spliceosome; nucleolus; striated muscle dense body. Gene Ontology annotation, molecular function: actin filament binding. The record is from RefSeq and is a predicted model, not a curated record.